AUGCACACACUCGUGGCGUGUCACACACGUGGUAGUCACACGCAGUCGUGCAAAAACACACACACAGAGGACCCCGCACCCAUUUGGCCCCGUGCCGCUCGCGGGGUGGCCCUGGAGCACCCGGUGCCCGUCCCCGUCCCCCUGACGCCCGCGUCCCCCCAGCACUACCUGACGGAGAUCGAGGUCCUGGCCAUCAUCUUCGCUGCCGCCAUCCACGACUACGAGCACACGGGCACCACCAACAGCUUCCACAUCCAGACCAAGUCGGACUGUGCCAUCCUCUACAACGACCGCUCGGUGCUGGAGAACCACCACAUCAGCGCCGUCUUCCGCAUGAUGCAGGACGACGAGAUGAACAUCUUCGUCAACCUCACCAAGGACGAGUUUGCGGAGCUGCGGGCUCUGGUGAUCGAGAUGGUCCUGGCCACCGACAUGUCCUGCCACUUCCAGCAGGUGAAGUCCAUGAAGACGUCCCUGCAGCAGCUGGAGCGGAUCGAUAAGUCCAAGGUGCUGUCGCUGCUGCUGCACGCGGCCGACAUCAGCCACCCCACCAAGCAGUGGUCGGUGCAAAGCCGCUGGACCAAAGCCCUGAUGGAGGAGUUCUUUUGCCAGGGGGACAAGGAGGCUGAGCUGGGGUUGCCCUUCUCGCCCCUCUGCGACCGCACCUCCACGCUGGUGGCCCAGUCCCAGAUCG
Fulmarus glacialis (Northern fulmar) is the source of this 694-nucleotide messenger RNA. RefSeq names its product calcium/calmodulin-dependent 3',5'-cyclic nucleotide phosphodiesterase 1B-like. The annotation marks the transcript as partial. Lineage: Eukaryota; Metazoa; Chordata; Aves; Procellariiformes; Procellariidae. Gene Ontology annotation, molecular function: 3',5'-cyclic-nucleotide phosphodiesterase activity. The transcript has 5 exons. The record is from RefSeq and is a predicted model, not a curated record. Gene Ontology annotation, biological process: signal transduction.